GCUGAGAUUGACCUGCACUUUGAUGGGCUGAGGGACCCAGGGUUUGACGGACAGAUCACAAAAGAGUUCAUCCUGGAAGACGCUCUUCUCUUCCUAAUCCCAGCACACAGUGGACAGGCCAGUCUGAAGAGCCCUUCGCACACCGAGACAGAUGAUGGACAGAGGGUACUAAACAACUGUGUUUAACUUAAUAAAGCACUCAAUACUGUGAGGGCAAUAACGAUGGCCUCUUUUUAACAGUACAAUUUCAGAGAGACAUUUUAAUAGAUAUCAUAAUUCCAUUGACCCUCACAAUUUGUUUUGUAUGUUUCUGGUCAGUAUGGUGGCUGUGGGGGGACAUACGGUCUCUGUCUACUAGAACACCAGACUCUCCUCCUCCUCCAGUUCCUCCGUCAGCUAAGGACACCAGGGCCAUUUGAACUGGUAAACAUCUAUUCCACAUUACUCUCUGUUACAGUGCAUUCAGAAAGUAUUCAGACCCCUUCACUUUUUCUACAUUUUCUUAUGUUACAGCCUUAUUCGAAAAUUGAUUAAUUUUUUUUGUUGCAGAUGUAUUAAAAAUAAAAAACUUAAAUCACAUUUACAUAAGUAUUCAGACCCUUUACUCAGAACUUUGUUGAAGCACCUUUGGCAGCGAUUAUAGCCUAAAGUCUUCUUGGGUAUGACGCUACAAGCUUGGCACACCUGCAUUUGGGGAGUUUCUUCCAUUCUUCUCUGCCGAUCCUCUCAAGCUCUGUCAGUUUGGAUGGGGAGCGUUGCUGCACAGCUAUUUUCAGGUCUCUCCAGAGAUGUUCGAUCGGGUUCAAGUCCGGGCUCUGUCUGGGCCACUCAAGGACAUUCAGAGACUUGUCCCGAAGCCACUCCUGCGUUGUCUUGGCUGUGUGCUUAGGGUCGUUGUGCUGUUGGAAGGUGAACCUUCGCCCCAGUCUGAGGCAAGAUUUCUGGCUCUCACAGACCUGUAACUUCUUCUUUAAGAGGCUCCUCUGUCCUCCACUCGUUACCUGUAUUAAUGGCACCUGUUUGAACUUGUUAUCAGUAUAAAAGACACCUGUCCACAACCUCAAACAGUCACACUCCAAACUCCACUAUGGCCAAGACCAAAGAGCUGUCAAAGGACACCAGAAACAAAAUUGUAGACCUGCACCAGGCUGGGAAGACUGAAUCUGCAAUAGGUAAGCAGCUUGGUUUGAAGAAAUCAACUGUGGGAGCAAUUAUUAGGAAAUGGAAGACAUACAAGACCACUGAUAAUCUCCCUCGAUCUGGGGCUCCACGCAAGAUCUCACCCUGUGGGGUCAAAAUGAUCACAAGAACGGUGAGCAAAAAUCCCAGAACCACACGGGGGGACCUAGUGAAUGACCUGCAGAGAGCUGGGACCAAAGUAACAAAGCCUACCAUCAGUAACACACUACGCCGCCAGGGACUCAAAUCCUGCAGUGCCAGACGUGUCCCCCUGCUUAAGCCAGUACAUGUCCAGGCCCGUCUGAAGUUUGCUAGAGUGCAUUUGGAUGAUCCAGAAGAGGAUUGGGAUAAUGUCAUAUGGUCAGAUGAAACCAAAAUAGAACUUUUUGGUAAAAACUCAACCCGUCGUGUUUGGAGGACAAAGAAUGCUGAGUUGCAUCCAAAGAACACCAUACCUACUGUGAAGCAUGGGGGUGGAAACAUCAUGCUUUGGGGCUGUUGUUCUGCAAAGCGACCAGGACGACUGAUUCGUGUAAAGGAAAGAAUGAAUGGGGCCAUGUAUCGUGAGAUUUUGAGUGAAAACCUCCUUCCAUCAGCAAGGGCAUUGAAGAUGAAACGUGGCUGGGUCUUUCAGCAUGACAAUGAUCCCAAACACACCGCCCGGGCAACGAAGGAGUGGCUUCGUAAGAAGCAUUUCAAGGUCCUGGAGUGGCCUAGCCAGUCUCCAGAUCUCAACCCCAUAGAAAAUCUUUGGAGGGAGUUGAAAGUCCGUGUUGCCCAGCGACAGCCCCAAAACAUCACUGCUCUAGAGGAGAUCUGCAUGAAGGAAUGGGCCAAAAUACCAGCAACAGUGUGUGAAAACCUUGUGAAGACUUACAGAAAGUCUUCAAAGGGUAUAUAACAAAGUAUUCAGAAACUUUUGUUAUUGACCAAAUACUUAUUUUCCACCAUAAUUUGCUAAUAAAUUCAUUAAAAAUCCUACAAUGUGAUUUUCAGGAUUUCUUUUUCUCAUUUUGUCUGUCAUAGUUGACGUGUACCUAUGAUGAAAAUUACAGGCCUCUCAUCUUUUUAAGUGGGAGAACUUGCACAAUUGGUGGCUGACUAAAUACUUUUUUCCCCCACUGUAUUUCUGUUUUUUAUUUGUAAUACAUUUGCAAACAUUUCUAAAAACAUGUUUUCACUUUGUCAUUAUGGGGUAUUGGGUGUAGAUUGAUGAGGGAAAACAAUUAUUUAAUCCAUUUUGGAAUAAGGAUGUAACGUAACAAAAUGUGGAAAAGGGAAAGGGGUCUGAAUACUUAACGAAUGCACUGUAUAGAGUAUAACCAGAUUCAUUCUGAAGCAUAAUGUAGUCAUUGAUACAGAACACUUGCAGUGAUUCCAGAUUGUAAUCAUGUUAUUUAGAGUGUAUGUAUUCCCAGUAACUGAAAACCUGUCUAUAUCCAGCUUUAUCCCGCAGCUUCUCCAGAGCGCUCUCCUAUCCAAGACUUUCUGUUUCGAUCGUUCCCUAGAGCAGAGGAGUCUGGGAGUGGGCUGCAUUUCUCAGCAUUGUUGGACAGAGUCUGUUCCCAUUAUACAGAGCAAAGGAACCAUAUUUACAGGUGAGCACAAGUGUGCACACACACACACACACACACACACACACACACACACACACACACACACACACACACAUCAAUCAGUUCACAUGAGGUUCUGUUACCUUGCUCUAUCCCCUUGGUGUUGUCUUACUCUCCAUAUAUUUGGAAAGGAUCAACCAAACAAUUAAACAGACAAAUGACUGGGCUGGGGGUCAUAAAGCUUGGCUGAAUUAAGGAUGGUUUUCGUUCCCCAACCUCCCCUAAGCAUUCCUUCAUUAAGCCCCAGGCACAUGUACGUUAGUCUGGCUGUAGCAGGAGAGAGGAGCUUCAGGCCCAAUCCACUCAGACUGGAACAGAACUAGGUUAAAUCCCUGCUUGGCUGGGUGCUGGCUCCACUGGCGGGCCCCAUCUGGCUUCCCAUCCUUCUCAGGCUGUGGCACGGAGCUGGGAUGCUUUCACUCAGAACACAGCCUCCCUCUGCCCUUGGGCUGGGUGGACUUCUGGGGCUGAGCACGGAGCUAGGAGCAUGUAGCACGCUCAAGGGCAGGGAACCAGGCGGAAUGAUGAGGAUGAUGGGAGGAAAGAGAGGGAGGUAGUGGAGGAAUGGGUAUGGUAAGGGGUAGAGGGGUUGGUGAUGGAAGGGUUUGGAAGAGGAGUGGAAGGGGAACAGGGUGCUGGAUGUGGGAAGUGGACGAAACGGGGGUGGAAGAGAAGAAAAGGGAGAGGGUAUCAGGCUAUAGAAAGGAGGAGGGAGGAUACGUGUCUGGAGAACAGCCAGUAUAGUUUACUGUGAUUGGAUGACGGUUAUAACAAGUGUUGAUAAUCACCUCUGGGCCUCAUAUAGGCCAGAAGGGAACCAAUUGGAAUGUUGACGCUGGCCAGGAAAGUGUGUGUGUGUGUGUGUGUGUGUGUGUGUGUGUGUGUGUGUGUGUUUUUGAUCACCAUAUGUGCGUUUUUUUAUCCAUAUUUCUGAAUUUGUGCAGUUGGUUUGUGUGAGACUGUGGAUGUGCUUGAUAGACUCAUUUUAUUAGAGGGCUAAAGUUUGUCAUCGCUCUUUUGUUGUUUUUAUUGCAGGGAAAGUACUCAGAAUAUUCCCUGUUCCAAUGGGACAUUUAUUUUCUAAAUAAUGAAAGUCUUCCAUGUUUCCCAUAGGACCGAUGAGGCAGAGACACAGACUGGGUGGGACCAACACUCAGGCUCCCAGGACUUCCCUGGAGACAGAGGUGAGGCGCUGCUCAGGUGUCGGCUAAUUGGCUGGCUCUGGAGCACCUCACCAACAGGAUGUUUAGAAAUGGAUUGGGAAUUAGAAUGCUGUAUAUCUCAAUGGUUUGAAGUGUGGCGCUCUGAGUUCACCAGAGCUCCACUCGGGGAGGUUUACGUGUCUUUUUGUAGAGCAAAACUACACCGUGCACAGACCCUCUCGCGCACCCAAUGUCUUCAAUAUACACUACCAGUCAAAAGUUUGGACACACCUACUCAUUCAAGGGUUUUUCUUUAAUUUUACUUUUUUACAUUGUAGAAUAACAGUGAAGACAUCAAAACUAUUAAAUAACACAUAUGGAAUCAUGUAGUAACCUAAAAAGUGUUAAAGAAAUCAAAAUAUAUUUUAUAUUUGAGAUUCUUCAAAUAGCCACCCUUUGCCUUGAUGACAGCUUUGCACACUCUUGGCAUUCUCUCAACCAGCUUCACCUGGAAUGCUUUUCCAACGGUCUUGAAGGAGUUCCCACAUAUGCUGAGCACUUGUUGGCUGCUUUUCCUUCACUCUGCUGUCCGACUCAUCCCAAACCAUCUGAAUUGGGUUGAGGUCGGGGGAUUGUGGAGGCCAGGUCAUCUGAUGCAGCACUCCAUCACUCUCCUUCUUGGUGAAAUAGCCCUUACACAGCCUGGAGGUGUGUUGGGUCAUUGUCCUGUUGAAAAACAAAUGAUAGUCUCACUAAGCCCAAUCCAGAUGGGAUGGCGUAUCGCUGCAGAAUGCUGUGGUAGCCAUGCUGGUUAAGUGUGCCUUGAAUUCGAAAUAAAUCACAGACAGUGUCACCAGCAAAGCACCCCCACACCAUAACACCUCCUCCUCCAUGCGUUACGGUGGGAACUACACAUGCAGAGAUCAUCCGUUCACCCACACCGUGUCUCACAAAGACAAGGCGGUUUGAACCAAAAAUCUCAAAUUUGGACCCAUUGCUCAUGUUUCUUGGCCCAAGCAGGUCUCUUCUUCUUAUUGGUGUCCUUUAGUAGUGGUUUCUUUGCAGCAAUACGACCAUGAAGGCCUGAUUCACACAGUCCCCUCUGAACAGUUGAUGUUGAGAUGUGUCUGUUACUUGAACUGCAAUUUCUGAGGCUGGUAACUCUAAUGAACUUAUCCUCUGCAGCAGAGGUAAUUGGGUUGAGGGUUCGAUUCCCAUGGGGUAUGAAAAUUAAAAAGAAUAAUGUAUGCCCUAACUGUAAGUCGCUCUGGAUAAGAGCGUCUGCUAAAUGACGUAAAUGUAAUGUAAUGUAAUUCUGGGUCUUCCAUUCCUGUGGCGGUCCUCAUGCGAGCCAGUUUCAUCAUAGCGCUUGAUGGUUUUUGCGACUGCACUUGAAGAAACAAAGUUCUUGAAAUGUUCCGUAUUGACUGACCUUCAUGUCUUAAAGUAAUGAUGGACUGUCAUUUCUCUUUGCUUAUUUGAGCUGUUCUUGCCAUAACAUGGACUUGGUCUUUUACCAAAUAGGGCUAUAUUCUGUAUCCCCCCCCCCCCCCCCCCCCCCCCCUACUUUGUCACAACACAACUGAUGGGCUCAAACGCAUUAAGACAGAAAUACAUUCCACAAAUUAACUUUUAAGAAGGCACACCUGUUCAUUGAAAUGCAUUCCAGGUGACUACCUUAUGAAGCUGGUUGAGAGAAUGCCAAGAGUGUGCAAAGCUGUCAUCAAGGCAAAAGGUAGCUAUUUUAAGAAUCUCAAAUAUAAAAUAUAUUUUGAUUUGUUUAACACUUUUUUGGUUACUACAUGAUUCCAUAUGUGUUAUUUCAUAGUUUUGAUGUCUACUAUGUCACUAUUAUUCUACAAUGUAAAAAAUUGUAAAAAUAAAGAAAAACCCUUGAAUGAGAAUGUUUCCAAACUUUUGACUGGUAGUGUAUAUCGAAGACAUUGGGUGUGCGAGAGGGUCUGUGCACGGUGUAGUUUUGCUCUACAAAAAGACACGUAAACCUCCCCGAGUGGAGCUCUGGUGAACUCAGAGCGCCACACUUCAAACCAUUGAGAUAUACAGCAUUCUAAUUCCCAAUCCAUUUCUAAACAUCCUGUUGGUGAGGCGCUCCAGAGUCAGCCAAUUAGCUGAGAAAAUAGUAAAAAGGUGUGUCCAAACUUUUGACUGGUAGUGUAUGUCGAGUUUCCUUGUAGGCCUAUUUGGCAGGGAAACUGUGAAGCCAGCAUUAUAGCCUAUUUCUGUUUGAGUCUUUAAUUAAAGAAUGUGAAACAAUGUUUUUUCUGUUUGAUCCUUGUCAGUACAUCAUGCAUAGCUUUUCUUUAUAUGGCCUAAAAUAAAUGUGUUUAUAUGGGCAGAAUAUUAUUUAUAGGGUAUAGCAUACCGAAUUUUGAUCAGUUAUGAAUAGAAAUCAUUGAAUGCAGAAAAAAUGUAUCUGAUAAAAGGCCAACAUUUCAAUUAAAAAAGACUGGAUGGAUGGCUUUGAUAGUCCAGCAAUCGAAUUGCAAGUCGUUCAUAUGCUAAUAAUCAAAUUAUUCUGCUUAAAAGGAUCUUGCACUGCUAUCCUCAGGAUUCAUUAUUCUCAGAGGAGCAGAACAAGCAAUGGAACCCGAAUUUAUCCUCUUGUGUGUGGAGAAAAUAUCCUGGCGCAUGAAGGCUACACAUACAGACUGGAACGACAGACCGCCAAUAAGUCCUUUUGGGAGUGCACCGAAUAUGAUGCUUUAGAAUGCCGAGGUUGCAUAACCCUCACUGACGGGGUUAUCUCAAAGUUAACCAACCAAUUUUCAUACAUAGGACGUGACAAUUGAUAACCUUUCAGACACUUUUGUUGUGCAACAUCAGAAGCAUCUGUACCUUUUCAGGCAGUAGAAUUCUGCUCCGGCAUAGAAUGUUCGGUAUUGUUUCCCUGACAACAAUAAACAAUGCUGAUUAAUGUGCUGUUUUGUUGUUUUUCUGCUGUUUUUUUCAUGGUAGGGUAGAUGUGUUUCUUUCUACUAAAAGUCAUUGAAUUUACCGAACUUCAAAGUACUUUUUAGGAGUGAGUUGUCUGCGCGCAGGCAGCAGACAGGCAGGCUGCUUGCAGGCAGCUCGAGAUCAUUUCAUUGACAGUUUUGGUUGCAUAGUGAUGGACUUUAGCCCUGCUUCAGAAGCGGCAUUUCGUUACCGACAACUUAAAUGCCCAUUAAGUGGCGCUUCCAAACUAUCUCCAGAGAAGGUUUCGUGGCGGCAUUGAAAAAGCCAUAGUGUACCCUUUCAGACAAACAAAUGCUGGCUGGAGCUGAGGCGCUUUCAAGGCGCUACACUUUAUAUACCCAUAUUAAUGAAUUUAUAUAGGCCUAGGCUACAAUAUUCAGCCCAUAUGAACAACAUUUAUUUUAGGCCAUAACAAAAUUUGUAGCCAUACAUGAUUUAAUGAAAAGCAGUAAACAUACACCUUUUAAUAAGACUCAUGAAAAACAAUCAUGCAAUAGUUAGCAAUAGUUAACAUACACAACAUUGUUUCACUUUCUUUAAUAACAGACUCAUAAACACAAUCAUGCAAUAGGCUACAGCUGACUUCACAGCUUCACCCGCGCUUCACAGCUUCCCUGGGAAACUCGAUGUAUUGUAGCCUCACAAGGACGAAAGAGCAGAGAAGGAGUUCCCUUCUGCUGCAGUGUUCACGGUAAAAUAUGACACCUUGUGGCGGUGCUUCAGGCUGGGAGGGUUGGUAGGUGGACCUGCUGUGCCCCCUGCAUCUGCAGACUGCUUGAGGUUGGCACACACCAGAGUAAAUUGCCUCCACAGAAAGAGAGCAUUCUCUGGGCUUGUGCUCAACACUUGUGGACCUCAGGGUAUCGUUAUUAACAUUCCUCUAUGUGUGUGUUAAAAUUUUUCCUCCCAUUACAUAAGUGUGUGUGUGAGUUGGUGUGAAUGUCUUUAACUUUAAUCCCUUUGAAUGGGGAUUAUAAGCGUGUACACACACACACACACCAAGCAUGCAUGCUUUAGAUAACCAGCUUUGUUCUUUGAUGCUCUGUCUGAUGGAUAAAUGUGUAACAGUAUUCUGAAUAUCUUUGGGCUCAGACACACCAGUAACUUUUGCUGGCUGAGAGUACUUAACACCUCUGAAUGUAAUUUGUGAAGGGAGUGCGCACUGAUUUUACAUGUACAAUCGCAUGAAAAAUACAGCGGGUUGUCGCUAAAACACAGUGCGCUGUGCGAUCGGCAGAUGAAAGAUAGAUCCACAUACGGUGUGACGUGUGCAAGCCUUUUUAUCUGUAUAUAAUCCAUUCUCUCUCUCUCUCUCUCUCCCUGUGGUGUGUAUCAGAGCGUUGUGUGGACCCCCACCUCAGACAGCUGUAUACAGACCCCCCUCUGACUCUUAGCCCCCCCUUCAGUCCCUGGGUGAAAGACUACCGUGCUGAGGUCCCCUUUGAUGUGGUGACCCUACGCCUCCGCCCCGAGCCCAUCAGCCCAGUCUGUCACAUACACCUGGACGAGCACAGAGGACCUAGGUGAGACCCUCCCAGCCAUGACCUUUCACCCUGUGAGUCACAAGCUGGGCUUUCAAAUGUAUCCUGGGUCACAUUCAGUGAGAUGGUAGGUGUUAGCAGUAAUAUAGUUAGAUCUCCAACUAGCCCUUUGGAUCUUGUCCCAUAUUGCUUACACCUGCCCAGUCUUCAGGUCUAAAAUAUAGAUGUAAGUUAGUUAUGGCAUCUGAAUUCUGGAAAUGUGUGUUUUCAGUCCAGUGUUUUGGUCAGGGUAUGUUUCCAUGUCAUUCUGAGUUCUACUCUGUGUGAUUGUCGAACUCUGUUUCUUAUGUCCGCAGCUUUGAUUUCAGCAGCCAAUCCCUGAUUAGCAUCCAUUAGACUCAGUAGCACUGGGGUCAGAGGAUUGACCUCUGACAGACAGACAGACACACACAUAGCGCUAAACGUGACAUUUAGGAAUGAUUCUAAACUCUUCCUCAGCCCCCUACCCUCUCUCUCACCAUCCUGUGUGUGUGUGUUUUCAUCUCUCUGUUCUGUGUGUGUGUGUGUGUGUGUGUGUGUGUGUGUGUGUGUGUGUGCUUGUGCUUAUGUGUGUUUCAUCUCCCUGGACCUUGUUUCUGAGAUGCUCUGCUUCUGUUUUUCCACAGAACGGCAAACUACCCGGUCGGCCUGGGCAACAGCAUAAUCAACAUUCUAGUGACAGAUGAGUCAGCCGCCACAGAUCCCGAGCCUGUCGUCAUGACAAUAUACACUCUGCACAUGUACCGCGAGAGCCGGCCCAGCCUGCCCAUGUUUGGGGAGCAUGUAAUGUGUGGCUUCGUGCAG
Molecule: messenger RNA, 9237 nt
Organism: Coregonus sp. 'balchen'
Lineage: Eukaryota; Metazoa; Chordata; Actinopteri; Salmoniformes; Salmonidae
Source: the annotation of a GenBank genome assembly